AUGAGCACGCUUGGAUCCCGGAAGAUGCAGGUCUUAGAACAUGAGUAUGUUUUGCUUACGCUCUUCCAUCAAUCUCAGUCGAAAUUGACCCGUAACAUCCUUUCAGAAAAAACUGCAGAGACCCUGCAUCGCGACAACGAUUCCAUGCCACCAGUACCUGGUGCAUCGUGCCUUUUCAUGUCCUCAUGCCCCUCUCAGAGCCUUGUGGCCAAGGAGAGGGAGCUCGGCAACCUCCGGAAGGUGGAUCGCGAGGAUCUCCGCUCUGAGAAUGCUCGGCUCCUGAACCAGCUCGCGAAGGCGCGGAAUACCGUGACCACGCUGCGAAAACAGCUCGAGGAGUCAAAUGCCGCGCGCGACCGGGAAAGGCUACGUGCGGAGAGCCUCCAAAAUGUGGCGCGGGAGCUCCAGCGUCGCUUAGAGGAGGAGUGCGCCAAGGCGAACGUCCUGCAAAAGACGAUAGCGAACGCGAUCAGCACCUCGGCUGGUAGCAAGCAAGCAGACACCAACGACAGUCGAGCUGCAUCAAUCGUCCAGAUCCAAGGAGUCACGGCAAGGGUUGUGGCAAUGAGCUUGCCGGCACAAGCAGACGAGCGCGCUGGCGCGGAUGAUGAAGCAGAGGAUGUUGGACAUCUAGAGGCAGCGCUCGAUGAAAUGCUUCGAGAUGCAGAUGCCUCGCAGGGGGACUUCUAUGACCUCGUUGCCCGCUUGCCGUUGCACUGCUGGGCCUGCGAAUGGAUCUCCCCAAAGCCAGGGGUUCUACAAAGCUGCAGCCUGGUUCCGAAGAUCGGAGCCAUGGGCCUCCUUGGCAGCCGCCUCAAGGCCUUAGGCGCCGAAGUGGUGCUCAGCGUCGGCAGUGGCUCUGGGCUGAUUGAGUGGCUGCUGUCGCCUCGGUUUCCAGUCGUUUGUGUCGAUUACUACUACAGGCCCAGCGCGACAGGUGAUGUAGACUCCUGGGUCCUGGCGCCUCUCCACGAUGACUUGAGACGCUCGUGGAACGAAGAUGACACUCGACUGUCCUUCGUCAAGCCUGGCGACGACUCUGCUCUACAAAAGGUGCUCAACAGCCGGCGCACAGCGGCGCUUUUCGUUUGGCCACAGCUGGACCUGACCUCCCUCCAAAGCUACGCCCUGGCGGUUGGAAGCAGCCUCUGCGGCAUGGUCUUCGUGGUCGGAGAGAACUGCUCGCCUUCGCCUGUCGCAGCUGCCGCGGCCUUCAACUGCGAUGUGGGUGAGUCUGAGGAGGUAGUUUCGCGCCGCAUUUGCAUGAUAGUCUUUAACAAGUUUACAGCAGAGACAGUAAUGAUCACUAAUGCUGGGAUGGCAUUCCUUCGGAAACUCCUGCCCUUCUUUGCAGGUUCCUUGCCUCACGCAGCCCUGUCAGCUGACGAGUUUCGCCAUGACGGCGACCUGCGAUGA
Messenger RNA from Symbiodinium pilosum, 1416 nucleotides. The record is from the annotation of a GenBank genome assembly. NCBI's taxonomy places the organism in Eukaryota, Dinophyceae, Suessiales, Symbiodiniaceae.